AUGUCACCCAAGAAACCCAUCAAAGUAACGGCCGAAGCCUGCCCACAUCAUCAUCUCGACCACUCUCGCUCAGGCUACGGCGAUGCACACGCUACAACAAACUAUGCGCUACUAGUAGAACAUGCUGUUCACCUUGGAACCGCCGGUUUAAUCGAUAAGAUAAUGGUAGCUGAGUUGACGAAGCCCAUCGGAAAAAUGCGUGAGCAAGGGAUCAAAUACAGUCAUCGGUAUCUCACCGCUCAUCCAGACUACACGGGAGAAAACGCCGAUAUAAUACCGAGCAUGCAGCUGGCAAUGAAGCAUCAGAAAGAUAGAGACGCGGCGCAGGAAAAGCUGCUUUAG
Messenger RNA from Pyrenophora tritici-repentis Pt-1C-BFP, 342 nucleotides. RefSeq lists its product as uncharacterized. Lineage: Eukaryota; Fungi; Ascomycota; Dothideomycetes; Pleosporales; Pleosporaceae. The record is from RefSeq and is a predicted model, not a curated record.